This is a messenger RNA of Pleuronectes platessa (European plaice), 869 nucleotides long. It is a transcript of the gene mpped2a, whose product is annotated as metallophosphoesterase domain containing 2a. Gene Ontology annotation, molecular function: hydrolase activity. The coding region runs from base 270 to 869 and encodes 199 amino acids. Lineage: Eukaryota; Metazoa; Chordata; Actinopteri; Pleuronectiformes; Pleuronectidae. The record is from RefSeq and is a predicted model, not a curated record. The transcript is spliced from 6 exons.
CAUGGACCCGCGUCCCUCCGCCUCCACCGCCGCGUAGAGGGCGACCCCGACCCGACACUCCACCUCCGGGCAGAUUCAAACAAAAAAACACCCGCUUCUGGAAAAGCAACCACCAAAGCUUGUCGUGGUCGAGUCGGUCGGCCGGUGGCUGCUGCUGCUGCAGGGAGACUCUCCCCGGGCUCGUUGAGCGGCGCUGAAGGAUGACUGCUGCACGGCUCGCUGCUGAAUCCCGGUGAACGAACGGCGUCUCAUGUCCACACGGCGGAAGGAUGGCUCAUGGCAAAGUGACCAUCGCGGUGGACGAGUACAGCUCCAACCCCACACAGGCCUUCACACACUAUAACAUCAACCAGAGCCGCUUCCAACCUCCACAUGUCCACAUGGUGGACCCCAUUCCAUAUGAUACCCCCAAGCCGGCGGGACACACCAGGUUCGUGUGUGUGUCCGACACACACUCGCGCACAGACGGGAUCCAGAUGCCGUACGGCGACGUGCUGCUGCACACGGGCGACUUCACCGAGCUGGGCCUCCCCUCCGAGGUCAAGAAGUUCAACGAAUGGCUAGGUGGCCUUCCGUACGAGUUCAAAGUGGUGAUCGCCGGGAACCACGAGCUGACCUUCGAUAAGGACUUUAUGGCUGAGCUGGUGAAGCAGGAUUACUACCGAUUCCCCUCAGUCUCCAAACUCAAACCUGAGGACUUUGACAAUGUCCAGUCGGUGCUCACGAACGGCGUGUACCUGCAGGACUCGGACGUCACCAUUAAGGGAUUCCGGAUAUACGGGACGCCAUGGAAACAACCUCACAGCUCUAGUGACUGUGAGCUGGAGGAGGAGGAGGUGGUGGAGGAGGAGGAGGACAGACGCCUCUGA